Messenger RNA from Pomacea canaliculata, 1118 nucleotides. RefSeq names its product spore coat protein SP65-like. Lineage: Eukaryota; Metazoa; Mollusca; Gastropoda; Architaenioglossa; Ampullariidae. The transcript is spliced from 6 exons. The record is from RefSeq and is a predicted model, not a curated record. Bases 1 to 705 code for a protein of 234 amino acids.
AUGGAGAGUCUAAUGUUUCUAACAAUCGCACUAAUUGCUAACUUUUAUGUUUUCGGGAGUUCAGUCCUGUCUCCGACUCCAUCAUCUUCACCGUCCAGUAUAACACACAUAAUAAGCACACCAUCGACACAGACUACCUCUGCCACGACCACAGCAUCAUCCCCAUCAAAACCAGCUCUCCACACAACCGUCACAGCAAGUGCACCAUCAGCAUCUACUGCUGUUGCAACAACAGGAACAGUUUCGUCGUCGGCCACUACUGUCAGUGAAAAAACUUCUUUCUCCUCACUGCUAUCAUCAUUCAACAGAUCAUCUUCUGUCGUCAUGGAGACAACAACGCAGCUCUCGUCAGGAAAAAAUUCAGAAAGACGGACAGAAGACCUUGAUGUACAGAAACUGGGCGCCUCAGUCGCAGGCGCAGCAGCAGGCCUCUUUCUUUUCAUAAUCAUCACCGCCAUAUGCGUCCGGCGGAAACAAAGGAUCAAGAGGAAGAACAAGAUUACACUGGACGAAGAGACUUGUGUUUCAAAUGUUACCCUCGGGGUCGCGAACACAGGCUACGGUCUCAUCAGUUUUGAGAGCUCGGAAUUCACCUUUUCUGAAAGGGACGCCACGGAAGAUCUGCCAGCCCAGUUUCUUCGGUUCCAAGACAAAAAAAUGACAACUUUUUCCAGAAACAGUCUGGAGCCUUACGUGGAAGAUUAAACCCACGCUGUUUACCACGCCCGUGUAUUGUCAUAAGCUUGCUAGUAGUGGACUCCGAGGUGGCAAAGUCUAGUUUUCUAUGACUCGAAAUUUUGUGAAAAAAAGGUCAAUGUCGCCGAGUAUUACAUCGUCACAGUUCGCCUGGAAUGAAGCAUAGUCGUCAGAGAUCGCUGUAUUCGUGGGAUUCAUGCUUCUGGACACGUCUGACCGCGGGAGCUAUGAGAAUAUGCUGUGUAGUGGCCGUCAUUUGUGUGUCAGAGUGAGAGAUCACACACCCGUACAAACUGCACAUUUGCGUAAUUUAAGCCUAAAGAAAUCUGUUCCAUUUGUUGAAACUUCAGAUGUACAUGCAAAAAAAUGAAUUUAAAAAAGUGUAUAGGUUUUAUUUGAAAAUAAAAGUUGUAUCCAUGGUA